Messenger RNA from Capsella rubella, 542 nucleotides. Its product is annotated as 30S ribosomal protein S31, chloroplastic. Gene Ontology annotation, cellular component: ribosome; plastid. The coding region runs from base 67 to 423 and encodes 118 amino acids. The transcript is spliced from 3 exons. Gene Ontology annotation, biological process: plastid translation. The record is from RefSeq and is a predicted model, not a curated record. NCBI's taxonomy places the organism in Eukaryota, Viridiplantae, Streptophyta, Magnoliopsida, Brassicales, Brassicaceae.
UCACUUCACUACCUUAUCUUCUUCAUCUCCCUCGGAACACAUUCGAAAACAGCAAGCAACACGGCGAUGGCGUCGCUUAUACUUGGAGCUCCUCCGCGAGUCACCGUCGCAAUAUCUUCUUCACGGUUAUCAUCUUCUCAAUCAGAAACCGCCGGUGUCUCUCUCUCUUGCUUCACUCAGCAAUUCUCUCUAUCCGCUUCCUCAUCCAGCUCAAUUCCACUGGUGUACUGUGGACGAGGUGACCGCAAAACAGCUAAAGGAAAGCGUUUCAAUCACUCUUUUGGGAAUGCGAGGCCACGAAACAAGAACAAAGGAAGAGGGCCGGAGAGAGUACCGGUUCCUCCAGCACCGCCGAGGAAAGAUAAGUUUGAGAACGACGAGAAGAUCAAAAUCGACAUCGACGAGUCUCUCUUCUCGAAUUAGAAAAAUGAGUCUCUUCACUUCUCAUCUCUCACUGUAAUUUUAAUUUGAUUUUGGUUCUGAUGCUGCGACUCUUUUGUUGUUAAAACAUCUCUUCCUUCAAUGAAAGUUUCUUUUUUCUU